AUUCCACGCAGGCUCGAUUGAUCCGGAAGUAAAUACCGGCUUGCGGAAGUUUGUCUCGAAGAAAUGGGUGUAACGUGUGUGUGUCAGGUGCCGGUGGCCGAGGGUAAGAGUGUCCAGCAGACGGUGGAUCUUCUGCACAGGAAGCUGGAGCAGCUGGGAGCGGUAAAGCAGGGGAACUUCUGGGUGGACUGCGAGACGUAUCACGCCACAGGAAAUGCCACCGGUCAGCCGUCAAAGCUGCUGUACGUGAUGCACAACUCGGAGGCGCCAUUGAGCUGCAUGGCUCUGUUCGAGGGUGGACCAGGACUCAGCGCCGAUGCAAACUUCGAUGUCCUCAUGGUCAAACUCAAGAGUCACUUCCAGAAUGCAAAAGGACACAAAGUGGAGAGUCGCGGCACUCGCUAUCGCUACUGCGACUUUCUGGUGAAGAUCGGCACCGUCACCAUGAGCUCCAGUGCACGAGGGAUUUCAGUUGAGGUGGAGUACUGUGCGUGUGUGAUUCCCGGCGACUGCUGGAACCUCAUGAAGGAAUUUAUGCAGAGUUUCCUAGGCUCAAACACGCCCGAGCUGCCGACGGUGUUCACGAAUAAAGCGGAGGGACUGUACGUGCCGGUGGACUGCAUGGACACCAUGAGCCAAUACCUGGAGCUCUUCAGUAAAGUGCGCAAACAGCAGGUCCUGCCAGGCAGUGGUGUACGCUAAACCUGAAUAAACACUAGCGCAAACUGUGUCCUUAUAUAGAGAGAACUUUAUAUAAGCUACGUGACGAGAACAUUUCUCAUUUAUUGUCAUUUUAAGUAUUGCCAAAUGCAUCUGUUUAUGCGGGGGGUUUUUUGUAGCUGCUUAUUUUCUGUGUUUGUACUUGUUUUUUGUAAAAUAAACAAUUUACGUUGAA
Molecule: messenger RNA, 895 nt
Organism: Danio aesculapii
Lineage: Eukaryota; Metazoa; Chordata; Actinopteri; Cypriniformes; Danionidae
Gene: med20
Product: mediator complex subunit 20
Exons: 4
Coding region: 64-702 (212 amino acids)
Biological process (GO): regulation of transcription by RNA polymerase II
Cellular component (GO): mediator complex
Molecular function (GO): transcription coactivator activity
Source: RefSeq, a predicted model, not a curated record